Molecule: messenger RNA, 2466 nt
Organism: Nothobranchius furzeri (turquoise killifish)
Lineage: Eukaryota; Metazoa; Chordata; Actinopteri; Cyprinodontiformes; Nothobranchiidae
Gene: ctsf
Product: cathepsin F
Cellular component (GO): lysosome
Molecular function (GO): cysteine-type endopeptidase activity; cysteine-type endopeptidase inhibitor activity
Source: RefSeq, a predicted model, not a curated record
UCCUCCUCUAAUCCAGCCCAGUUUGUUUGACAACAAACGUACAUCUUGUGUAACCGCUGCUGUUAAACUAAUAACGAUUUUGUUUCCACGAAAACAAAUAAGACGCUUUAAACUGAGUCCCGACUGAACGUCGGACCCUUUUCUUUUUGACAGCACAAGAGAAAACAUCAUGCGGGUCAGGAUGCGCUGCUCUCCGCUAAUCCCCUGGCUAGUGUUGGCCUCUGUACUGAGCUCGGUGAUCGGGUUAGGUGAAGACCUAGACUGGCCUCUGUUCGGGCCCCCCGGCACUCCUAUCCGGCUGCAAGAGUCCGACCUGGGAUUAAAAAAGGCCCUGCUUUUCGCUGAGGAGCGGUACAACCAUGGCUCCAACGCUAUACACCUCCGCAGGGUCAGCCGGCUGAUCUCCGCCAAUAAACAGUUGGUUAAGGGACUCCGUUACACUCUCACAGUGGAGCUGAGCAACACUCAGUGUAAGAAGUCCACCAUGCUGCGGACGUGUGACUUCUAUCCUGAGCCUCACAAACUGAAGACUGAGGUGUGUGUGUUUGAAGUGUGGGACAUUCCCUGGCAGAACACUACAACCCUCCUGAAACAGAAGUGCCAGCCUAAAGCUGAUCCUGAGGUAAGAGAGACCAACCAGGUGGAGACUUCAGCCGUCACUCAGCCGGUGCAGCCUCUGGAGCUAUUGGGCCAGUUUAAGGAGUUCAUGGUCAAAUACAAGAAGGUGUACAGCAGUCAGGAAGAGGCCGACCGUCGUCUACGUAUCUUCCACGAGAACCUGAAAGUGGCUGAGAAGCUCCAGGCGUUGGACCAGGGAACUGCUGAGUACGGGGUCACCAAGUUCAGCGACCUGACCGAGGAGGAGUUCCGCUCCACAUACCUGAACCCACUCCUGAGUCAGUGGAGUCUCCACCGACCAAUGAAAGCUGCUCUACCAGCUAAAGGCCCCGCCCCUGACAGCUGGGAUUGGCGGGAUCACGGCGCUGUCAGUCCUGUUAAAAACCAAGGGAUGUGUGGAUCUUGUUGGGCGUUCUCCGUCACAGGAAACAUCGAGGGUCAAUGGUUCCUGAAAAACGGAGCUUUACUGUCCCUCUCUGAACAAGAGCUGGUUGACUGCGAUGGACUGGACCAGGCCUGCAGGGGCGGGCUGCCAUCAAAUGCUUACGAAGCUAUUGAAAAGCUGGGUGGACUGGAGACAGAAACCGACUACUCCUACACAGGACACAAGCAGAGCUGUGGUUUCACCGAUAAGAAGGUGGCUGCCUACAUCAACAGCUCAGUGGAACUGUCCAAGGAUGAGAAGGAGAUUGCUGCCUGGUUGGCUGAAAAUGGACCAGUCUCCGUGGCUCUGAAUGCCUUUGCAAUGCAGUUCUAUAAAAAGGGCGUGAGUCACCCAUGGAAGGUCUUCUGCAACCCCUGGAUGAUUGACCACGCCGUGCUGCUGGUGGGAUACGGCGAACGAAAUGGAACUCCAUUCUGGGCCAUCAAAAACAGCUGGGGGGAGGAUUAUGGAGAGGAGGGCUACUACUACCUGUACAGGGGCUCCAAUGCAUGUGGCAUCAACAGGAUGUGUUCUUCGGCUGUUGUUAACUAAACAGUUACACAUCCUUCCAAACAAACGCACAUCUUCAUACAACUUGUUAUGUUACUACCUGCCGGCCUCAACCUAACAGGCCCUUAAAUGCACAACGAUCAAAGUGAAACAUUUAAACUUCUGCUAAUGCUAUUGCUACCGUGAAACCUGUUUUACCAUCAUAUUUCACAACUCAUGUCACUUUACUAACUAUACCAACAGCGAUUAAAGAGCAAGUCACCCCCUACCAGAUUCUUACUCAACUCCCACUUCCUGUUUGAAAAAUGCUACAAAUGCCUGGCAGACCGAGAGGGCGGAGCCGCUAACAAAUGCACACACAAACAGGCUCACAACGACAUUGUGACAUCAUAUGGUACCAGCUAACGUUCUAGGGUAGCUCUUAGCCAAUAGCAGUGGCAGAUUUAAAUUCAAAUGCAGUGCAGAGUUUUUACCUGACAACGGCAGGAAAAUUAAAUUUUAACUAAAAUGCACUAAAGUGCAAAACCAUUGACUACACGUGUCUGCAGCACGAUUAGACACGCGUUUAUAUAGUUUAUCAGGAAAAUACGUUGAUUUGGGGGUGACUUGCUCUUUAAAUAGUACCAGCUCUAAUAAAGCUAGAUUUGAUGUGAUACAGAAAACUUUAUUCAAUGUGUGUGUGUGUGUGUAGGCAGUAUUAGCUGUCACUUAACAGCGAGUAGUCCCAUGCUCAGACUUCAAACUAUAGGUAGAUGUCCGUCUUUAGUGUUUGUGCUGAUGUUGUAAACCAGGAGUCAUUUUUCCCCAAGACUGAACCACAUUGUGUGAAAACUGCAACGUAUCAGUUAUAACUGCUGUAAGGAACACGAACAAUACAAACAUUGAAUAAAAAAACAUAAAUUUUUAAAGUCUAA